AUGAGCUGGGGAUUCCUGCGUCAUCUGCUGAGUGGAGUUAAUAAAUAUUCAACAGGAAUUGGAAGAAUCUGGGUAGCAGUUGUGUUCAUAUUCCGUUUACUGGUUUAUGUUGUGGCAGCAGAAAACAUCUGGAAAUAUGAACACGAUGAAUUUGAAUGCAAUAUCCAGCAGCCCGGUUGUGAAAAUGUCUGCUUUGACCAUUUUUUCCCCGUCUCCCACAUCAGACUUUGGGCUUUGCAAUUAAUCGUGGUCUCCACUCCUUCGCUCUUGGUUGUUUUUCACGUCGCUUACCGAGAGAACAGAGAGAAACGCCACAACCAGAAACUUUAUAAAAGUCCCAGAGAGAUAGAUGGUGGGUUGCUGUGCACUUACCUUAUCAGCCUUAUUUUAAAAACAGGAUUUGAAAUAGUUUUUCUUGUUCUGUUUUAUAAAUUGUACAAUGGAUUCAAAGUACCUCAUCUUGUGAAAUGUGAUGUAAGACCGUGUCCCAAUACCGUAGACUGCUAUAUUUCUAAACCCACUGAGAAGAUGAUUUUCCUUUAUUUUCUGGUGGCAACUUCGUGCCUGUGUGUUGUAUUAAAUCUCAGUGAACUGAGUUACCUCAUUUUCAAAUACUCCAUGAAAUGUUAUCUGAAGAAGUACACCAAGAAAUAUCAAGGCUCAGAAAGCGACUGCCACAAAUCAGAAAUCAUUGUCAGCAAGAGGCAGAAGAGCGCGGAGGGAGCCUAUGCCAUCGAUAGAGCGCAACCACCGAGUUUAUCUGUAAGAUCACAAUCUCACUUCCCUUUCAGAAAGUGCCUUGUUUAUUCAGUUUUUAACGGUAUGGCAUAA
This is a messenger RNA of Apaloderma vittatum (bar-tailed trogon), 831 nucleotides long. RefSeq names its product gap junction protein, beta 7, 25kDa (gene GJB7). Bases 1 to 831 code for a protein of 276 amino acids. Gene Ontology annotation, cellular component: connexin complex. Gene Ontology annotation, biological process: cell communication. The transcript is spliced from 2 exons. Lineage: Eukaryota; Metazoa; Chordata; Aves; Trogoniformes; Trogonidae. The record is from RefSeq and is a predicted model, not a curated record.